Molecule: messenger RNA, 1998 nt
Organism: Lasiodiplodia theobromae
Lineage: Eukaryota; Fungi; Ascomycota; Dothideomycetes; Botryosphaeriales; Botryosphaeriaceae
Product: Pt repeat family protein
Exons: 2
Coding region: 1-1998 (665 amino acids)
Source: RefSeq, a predicted model, not a curated record
AUGCCUCUUCGCAAGCAGCCGCCGAAGCACCGGAGGCCCUACCUCAAGCCCGCUGCCUCCGAAGCUGACCUCCGCGGGACCAAUAGGCCUCCUCAAACCAUCAGGCACGUUGCCUCAAAGAGCUCGUUCAGACUCCACCGUCCCUCUUACUACCUCCUCCGCCAAACCACGCUACUGGACGAAAUGGAUCUUUCCAGGCCUAAAGUGUCCGUCACAAUCACCUUCUCUGUGCCGGGCACUCACCCACCCGUCUACGUCGCCUCAUCGCUCACAAAUCCGCCAUGGGCUCCGGUGGAGAUGAGCAUAAAGGACGAACGUACCCCGGCUGGCGACCUCGUCUUCGAGAAGAGUUUCGAUGCGGUCGAGUCGGGCGAGUACCAGUACAAGUUCAGGCUCGGGCCUGGCGAUUGGUGGGUUUGUGACGAGAACGCGCCAAUAGUAUCCGAUGAAGCCGGCAACCGCAACAACCUUCUGGUCGUCACUCCACCGCAGUCACCUGCUUUGGAUAGGGGCGAGACCUCCUCUGCGCGCAGCAUACUCUCUACUCCUGAAGUUGAAAACUUGGCAACAACUGAUGAGCCUAAGGAUGGUGAAGGUAGUGGGUCACCUCUUGACACUGCACCGGACCCCCUUCCUUCUACUGUUGUCGAUCAAGUCCCCAAUGCAGAACAACCUGCAUACUCUGACAAGAAACCUGCGAGUCUUAUGGAGGAGGCGUCGAAAAGCACGGCUGAAGCGGAACCUGCUGUUGAAUCCGAACCAGCUGAAGCUAAUUCAAGCCAUACGAAAUUAGACUCGCAGAAACCCGUCUUGCUACCAUCGGUCGUUAUCGAGAAAACUGACGAUAAGCCCGCGUACGGGGACGAUCUUGGAGCGAACGCAACUCAAGGACAGCAAGAAGCUCACGCAAAGAGAGCCGCAGACGCUGAGCCUGACAAAGUAGUUGUCACUGGCGACGUGGAAGAGCCGAAGGAGCUUUCGAAGCUUAGAUUGGUUCCCAAGUCCGAGAUCCCUGCAGAGAUCUCGAACGCAGAAGAUCAGCAUUCGCCGUUGCUGCCGCACGAGGCAUUUGAGCCACUCGCUGAUGAGGCCCCAUUGCUUCCUCACGAGCGAUCCACAUCCGUGUCCAACACAGAAAGCGAAGACGAUGAAGAUGCGGUCGCUUCAACAGACUUUGCGCCCGUGGAAUUCGACGGCGACAUACCGUUGUUCCGUCAUGAGUCGAUCUCUCUGGCCUCAUCUGACAGCCCCCCGAGGAGCCCUUCCCAGUCCCGGCCCAAGUCCCACGCAUCGCUCAAGGACAUGAUGGACGAGGAAGACGUCAAUGAUCCCUCAAUCGAGCCAUUCCCCACCCGCCGCGAGACAAUUUACGAGCAUCUUCAAGGAUUGGCGAACCGCAUGGAAGUGGAUUGCUCUCUUCCAGAAGCUUCCGAGACUUCACCGCGCCGGAAGAACUCACGAUCGUCAUCGGAAAUGUUGCCACCUCCUUCACCGCUAGAUUCCAUCAAGGAGGACGAGGAAAUUGAGGAAGAAGAUCUCAACAAAUCGCCAUCACUGGUGGCUCCGGCCCAUUUGGUCGACCAAUCGGUCGCCGCUGAGCCCACCCCGCCGUUGACUCCAAAGAACGAUGUCCAUGCUACGAGACAGGACCGUGCCGAUUCCUUGGUUACCGUCACAGGCGAAGACACUCCUAAAGACGUCAAGGACCAGGCCAGUGACACGGACAGCUCUAAGAGCCAACUGGACGAGCCAAUCGAGCUUCCUGAGCUGCGUCCUUCCAGCCUGCGUCCUGCCAGCAUGCGUCCUCCCAGCCUGGCACCUCCAGUAGGCAACAGAGAUAUUUCUCGUCCCGGGACUUCUCACUCGGCCAAAAUCACUCCGAACAAGCAAAGCUCUUCGUUCAUGAUCAACUUCUGGAACAGUCUGUUUGGUAGCUGGCUGGCACCAGUCGUCAGAUGGUUCUCACGUGUGUGUGGAGGACGGAAACGUGCUACGUAA